Neurospora tetrasperma FGSC 2508 is the source of this 1734-nucleotide messenger RNA. RefSeq lists its product as uncharacterized. The transcript has a single exon. The record is from RefSeq and is a predicted model, not a curated record. Bases 1 to 1653 code for a protein of 550 amino acids. NCBI's taxonomy places the organism in Eukaryota, Fungi, Ascomycota, Sordariomycetes, Sordariales, Sordariaceae.
AUGGACACGGCAACUGACGUACCAAAGAAAAGGAGAGCGCUGCCCUUCAAGCGCACCGUUGCACGCACACCAGCCAACGAGCCACCCCCAAGCCAUACGCCAGAGCACAAUUCUGACCAGGAUGACCCUCUCGCCCUCUUUCGGCGAUCAAAGGACGUUUUCCCCAUGGUCCUGGAGGACCUGCAGCGGGCAUCAUCAGAGGAAAAGGUGAAGCCUUCCGAGUCGCCAAAGGAAGGGCAUGUCAACAAGAAAAGGAGGGUGUCGUCCAAUGCCGAAGGUGACAAUGAAGCACCUCUCGGCGCCAGCUCUUCGAGCGUAUCAGCACUGAGCAGGACGUCUGCAUCGCGCAUUGACUCCGACGAUGACGACCUGAUCAUGGACGUCAAGGGCAAAGGGAAAGAGAUCGUACGACCCGACAAAGCCCGGGUACCGACUCCCCGAAAGCCUCUUUCAACCACACCAAGAAAGUCGGGAACACCAUCCAAGAAACGCUUCGCCUUUAGCGACGACGAAGACGACCAUGGGAAGGACGACCUGUACUCCCCACACUCAAAGCGCCGCAACCCCGACCGCUUCUCUCCAAAACCUACCGCACUCGGCCGCAGCACCCGGGCCACUCAGCGCGGCAGCUCGCCGCUGGAAGGUUUUGAGACCUCCUUCAACCUCCCCGGCGCAUCCUCCACCUCCAAAAGGAAACCUUUUCAAUCCGCUGCCCUCGACUCCGACAACGACUCGGACCUCGAAGUCUCCGAAGUUCGCACCAAGAAGCGCUCCGCUUCUUUCUCGUCCUCUCCACCACCAGCACCAUCCGCAACCGACCCAGAUCACGAAGCCACUAUCGUCGCCGAUAAGGCCGACGACGAUGAUGAUUUCGCCAAAUGGGUCACCAAAGCCGCCGCGCUAGAAGCCGACCACGCCAAUUGGACUAUUGACGUGCUUGUCACUUCCCGAAUGCCACACACCAAGCCGCUUACUGCGCGGCGACGGAUGAAGCAAGGUCUCAAGCUGAUUUUAGACACGUGGAUCCGACAGCAGGAGCUCCACGGUUGCGAAAUCCCCGAGGACAUGGUGGGCAAGCUGUUCUUGACGUUUAAAGGGAACCGAAUUUACGGCAACAGCACCAUUGCUUCGCUGGGAGUCAAGGUGGAUGCCAAUGGCGUGCUGCAGCUGCCUCCUGGUGCCAUGACGAGCCGAGAGGCCAUGGAGGGGUAUGUCAUCCAGGGGGGGAAAAUUGGACUGGUGCUGGAGAUUUGGCACGAGGAGUUUUACGAGGAAGAGCUUGCGAAGAAGAAAAAGCAGAGGGAGAGGGAGUUGGGGCUACUUGACGAUGACGACGAUGAGGACCAGCAAAGCGGAACCGGUGCGUCUGGUGCCAAUGGAUGGUCCAGAGGUGGCAGUGAGGCUGCUGAGGUCAAGAAGACCAAGAUCAAAGUGGUGCUCAAGGCCAAAGACCUCCAACCGCUCAAGAUCGCCGUCUAUGAGGAUACGCCGGUCGGUACCAUGGUGCAGGUUUUCCGGAAGCAGAGAGAUAUCAAGCCGGAGCAGACUGUUGUGAUACAGUUUGAUGGCGAGGAGCUGAACGAGAACAUGCUGGUUGGGGCGAUGGACAUUGAGAGGGACGAGACCAACCAGUUUGAGGUCUACAUCAAGUAGUGUAUGACCUGGAGAAUAAACAUGGAGACUGGGUUUUUGGGAGGCUUUAUUCGCACAUUUCUUUUGCUGUUAUGGGGUUGG